Molecule: messenger RNA, 1977 nt
Organism: Aspergillus pseudoviridinutans
Lineage: Eukaryota; Fungi; Ascomycota; Eurotiomycetes; Eurotiales; Aspergillaceae
Product: LCCL domain-containing protein
Exons: 2
Coding region: 1-1977 (658 amino acids)
Source: RefSeq, a predicted model, not a curated record
AUGCUGUCAGACCCUGAGUCCUCAUCAAACUCAAGCUCUAGAAAUUCAUCUCCCUACGAGAAAGUCCCUCGUGAAAUCCAGGACUAUCCGUUAGAAAUCCUCCACCAUGAAGAAAGUUCCGAGUUCAGCCACUUUAUGCCGGUAGCUCGCGGGAGCGCCGAUUCGGCACGAGCCGGUCAGGAACACUGCACGAGGGAACCGCUCUUGCCAGUCCAUGAGCAUCAACAACAACAUCGCAGAUCUUCAAGACGAUUUUCGUGUUCCGUAACUGCAAUCUGGUCGUGGGUACUGGGGCCUUCGACCCCUCAUAUAUACCAGAUCAAUCCUUUGCUGCCCCGCUGGCAGACGGCGCCAGGGCGUUUGGUGCAGAGGUUCUUUCCAAGUACUAUCAGCAAGGUCUUGCUUCUUCUGUCUUGCCUGGCCUUUUGGGGAGUUGUUUUCAUAACGUCGCUACAUUCUGCAAUUCCCGGCUCGGAUGUAACGGGUUAUGAAGAACACGUCAAGCUAUCCUGUCACAGUCGACUGUGGUCCAAUGGCACCGACUGUGGUCUAAACGGUGACGGAUGUCGUCCGUUUGAUGACGGCGCAUUCGCGUUCCGCUGCCCUGCAAGUUGUUCGGCCGCAAUGGUUCUCGAACCAUACUUCAUUGGCCCGCAGGAGAUCAAUUACCGGACUCUCGUCAUCGGAGGCGAGCUCGGAGGUGGGCAUGAGAGCAGCUACGGUGUGUAUCGCGGCGACUCUGCCAUCUGUCCUGCUGCGCUGCAUGCAGGACUCAUUAGUGAUGCCAAAGGCGGCUGCGGGGUCCUCCGUCGGACGGGCGAACAGUCCAAUUUCCUAUCUGUGGAGAAGAACGGUAUUUCAAGCAUUGCUUUUCCUUCCAAUUUUCCCUUGUCCUUCACUUUUGAUGGAGAGGGGUCCGCAGAAGGCGGUGGUCUUGACUGCCAGGACAUCCGUUGGCCGCUGUUCGCCUUCUCCGUGGUAGUCUCGGCAUUGCUCUCACUUUCUAUCACUUCUCCAGCGGCAUUCUACGCUUCGAUGUUCUUCAUCGUCUAUUUUCAAGUCGCCCUCUCGUCCGAUCCCCCAUAUUCUCCAAACUACUACGAGCUCGUCUCCAUCGCUCUAGGCAGAUUCCUCCCCUGCGCUUUCGUCGGCUUCGCCUUGUACUAUUUCUGCGUCAGGCACACUCUAAAAGACCUAGACGCCCACUGGGAUAAGACCAUUCUCUGGCUGGGGCCUUGCUGGGUCGGCGCCCUCAACACCGACACCUUCGACAAGAUCCCCAUAUCUCGCCUCACACCUCACGAUAUCCAACAGCAGCCCGGCGCCAUACCAGCUCUGAUCAUCAUCGUCGCCCUUCUAUGCGGCAUCGUCAUCACGCAGGCCAUCGCCUUCCGCAACGAAGGCCGUCUCCCCAAAAUGCUCGCCAUCUACGGCAUCCUGUCCGCCGCCGUCCUCGCGCUCCUCGUGGUGCCGCACAUGAACCUCCGCAUCCACCACUACAUCCUCAGUUUGCUCUUCCUCCCCGGGACAGCGCUGCAGACCCGGCCGAGUCUGGUGUAUUCCGGGCUCCUUGUGGGAUUGUUCAUCAACGGAAUCGCCCGCUGGGGGUUCGAUAGUAUUCUCCAAACGCCUGCCGCGCUGCUUGACGGUGCGCAGUUGGGGAGUGCGCUUCCGCAGAUCGGCGCCCCUCUGGUUGUUUCUGCGCAGGAGAUCGUUUUCACUUUCCUGAAGAAUCUAACUGAUGAGGCGGAUGGGAUUAGUGUGCUUGUCAACGACGUGGAGAGAUUCCAUGCUUUCCGCUCAGGGGAUGGAUCAGUAGAAUCGUUCAAUUGGACGAGACGUAGGGCGGAGGAACCGGAAUAUUUCCGCUUCGGGUAUAUCAAAGUGAGUGCGUUGGGUGGAGUGUGGUACGAAGAUUUUACGAAGCCAGUUGUUUGGGACGUUGAUGGGAGUUGGAAUCGCUCGGCUCCGUCUUAG